Cylas formicarius (sweet potato weevil) is the source of this 1130-nucleotide messenger RNA. RefSeq lists its product as uncharacterized. The coding region runs from base 367 to 984 and encodes 205 amino acids. The transcript has 4 exons. The record is from RefSeq and is a predicted model, not a curated record. NCBI's taxonomy places the organism in Eukaryota, Metazoa, Arthropoda, Insecta, Coleoptera, Brentidae.
GAACGGGGAGAUGUCGGUUUUUUUUUUGGUAUCUGUCAAAAUUGUUUUUUGCUAGUUGAGCAAAUAUUAGUUAUAUGCUUUCUUUGUACGUGUUGGUCUAUGACCAAAAGCGAAGAUCCUCGACGGAAGUCGGCAAUGGGCGAAUGAUCUUAGCAGUCGUGCCCAACAUUUUUUGUGAAGCGCAUAAUUGAAUUGAAUUGGAACUUCUUUUUUCGCGAAUGAUCCUGGUAGACUAGCCCAACAGUUUUCUGUAAAACUGUCAAAAAGUGUCCGUUGUUUGUUGAAUAACUAAGCUCCAACAGCUAUCUGUGAAACGCAUCAUUGAAUUGAAUUGAAUAACUAAGCUACACCAUAUGAGGAACAAACAUGAAAUUAUCUAAAACAAUUUUGUUCCAAAAUGAUCUUCAGCAGCAUUACUUCGGUUACUCUGCUUUCGAAAUAUACACCGACUAUCGAGCUUAUGUGGAUCAACAGCUAAAAUAUCUGCUUAUCGAAUUGUCGAAAGUAUACGAAGAAUUGCACAAAACUCGCGACAUGAAAAGCCAUUUGUUGGAGGUGUACCACACGUUUUGGAAGUUGGCGGAAUCACCGAUGCAAAAGUUUCAUAUGGAACUUCAAAGCAUAUUCCGGGUACCAUUCUGCGCAGUUUUUCCUGACUUGGCGUCUGCAGAAAAGGUGUAUAGCAAAGAAGAUAUACAGGCUCUGCGAAAGGAUAUUGACAUGCUCGAGGACGACUUGUUAAAAAAAAAAUGCUACCUGGAACACAUGAAGAUGUUGAGGAAACAGGUCGUUCCGUUGAAACAAUGGGUAAACACGGCAACAACAUCCCUUCAAGAAUUGGAUGCACAACAUAUAAGAUUGCAAAGUUUAGAGACAAAGGUCCACAAAACACUUCAGGAGUUGCAAAAGUAUGACUAUCCCAAAAUUGACAGGAACAAAGAAUCGCAGGUGAUGGAAGAAUUCUGGCGUAUGGUGGGCGAGUAAACCACACAUGCGGUAAGUAUAUUUUUAUUAUUAGGUGUUACAGAGUUAAUAAAAUAAUUUCUCACGGCCUACUUGACUUCCGUUCUCGCUCGCACCCCUGAAAAUGAAAAACAACCCUAUUCAACGACCGUCUCGCGCGUUUACCC